Coccidioides immitis RS is the source of this 645-nucleotide messenger RNA. RefSeq lists its product as uncharacterized. The transcript has 4 exons. Bases 1 to 645 code for a protein of 214 amino acids. Lineage: Eukaryota; Fungi; Ascomycota; Eurotiomycetes; Onygenales; Onygenaceae. The record is from RefSeq and is a predicted model, not a curated record.
AUGUUAUCUAUUGAUUUUAAGAAGGUUGUUCAAGCUCUGAAGAAAACAGCUAGUUCUGUAAAGACUGAAGAAUCUGAAUUGAAAUUCAAAGUCAAGAGCUCUGAGAGCACCAAUAUUAAAGCUGCAAUUGAAAAGAUGAUUAACAAGUUUAUAAAUUUGAUAUUGGCCAUGAGAGUACAGUCAAAUCAGAUACAAGAGAAUUCUGAUCAUGGUCAAGAAGAAGCUCAAACUAAAGGAAUUUUGACAUGUUUCUCAUGCUUUUACUGUGGAAAAUCUGGACACUGUCAAUCUCAGUAUUAUGAAUACCAAUCUGAUGUGAAUAACAGAAAAUCUGAUUCAGAUAAGAAAUAUGAAUCACUGGAAGAAAGAACAUCAGUUAAUGUUGAAACUAUUGGAGAAGCUAAGAACAGUCAAAAAACUAAGAUUGCAAUACUCUAUACUCAGCAUACUGGACAAUUUAUUACCUAUCAGAAUAAUCAAGCUAGUGUUAAUGAUUAUAUCAUGAAAGAUAUUGAAUCAAUCAAUCAGAAGAAGCCUGAAAUUCAGAACAAGAUUAUGAAGAAACAAAGAUCAAGAUAUUCUGCAACAGAUCAUUUAUUUUCUCAGAUCUGUAAUUCAACAGAUGCUAAUAAAUUAAUGGGUUGA